Messenger RNA from Pseudozyma hubeiensis SY62, 1137 nucleotides. RefSeq names its product protein N-terminal asparagine amidohydrolase. The coding region runs from base 1 to 1137 and encodes 378 amino acids. Gene Ontology annotation, biological process: protein catabolic process. Lineage: Eukaryota; Fungi; Basidiomycota; Ustilaginomycetes; Ustilaginales; Ustilaginaceae. Gene Ontology annotation, molecular function: protein-N-terminal glutamine amidohydrolase activity; protein-N-terminal asparagine amidohydrolase activity. The transcript has a single exon. The record is from RefSeq and is a predicted model, not a curated record.
AUGACGACGACCGCAGCAGCGCAGCGAUCAGAGCGCAGGCGGAUCGCUUGCAUACAAUUCGACUCCAAACAUGCUGAUGUCGCCGGGAACAUCGAAACGGUCCUCUCUCUCGUUAACGAGCUCAUCCCCAAAAACGACUCGGAAUCAAUCGACCUUGUCGUGCUGCCGGAACUAGCGCUCACCGGCUAUGUCUUCAAGGACAGAGACGAGAUCGAUCCGCAUCUCGAGGAUCCCUGCAAUUUUGUUCCGCCGGCAAUUCCAUCUCCGGCUCAGUCCGCAUCGACCUUCGAUGCUGUAUGCAAGGCUUCAUCAGCGUCCUCGCAACAGCCAAGCCUGAUGCUGGCCGCUCAUCUUGCCCAGCGGCUCCGCUGUCACGUUGUUAUCGGCUUCCCCGAGCUCGGCUCCCGUCAGCUUUCUCGAGAUUUUGCAGGAGUGACUACGGGACCAAUUGACCCACCCUUUGAUGCCAGGCCAGAAGACGUUCAAAGCUCAGAGGCCAGGAUCGAAUCGGGUGCGGACAGCGAUGGCCAGGACUGCGCCUUCAACUCAGCCGCCCUUCUGACUCCCGACGGCUCAAUCAAACACAUCUUUCGAAAGCAUUUCCUUUUCGAAACAGAUGAGGUGUGGGCAUCUGAAGGAAGUGGGUUCGAGGCUAUCAACUUGCCGGGGCUCGGCAACGUCUGCGUCGCCAUCUGCAUGGACCUGAAUCCAUUCAGGUUUCGCACGGCCUUCGAGAGUUGCGAGCUCGCGUCAUUUUGCGUCGAGAAGGAAAUCGAUCUGCUGAUCAUGCCGAUGGCCUGGCUGCUACCCAACGACGAGAAAGACAAGCUUUCCGAGCACGAUUCUUCGAAGCCUGCCCCAAGUCUUUCCACGAUCAAUUACUGGGCCAUGCGUUGCCUGCCCUUUUUCGACCCCGAGCACCCUGCUGCUCGUUCUUCUGCGAGCUCAAUACAGCAAAGAAGAGUCGUCUACCUGGUUGCGAACAAUAGAACUGGCACAGAGUCGGACUCCACCUUCGCUGGUUCGUCGUGCGUGCUCGAAAUGAAGUCCCGGCAGCGUCCGCUUUUGAUCGAUAGCCUCGGUGCAAGCGAGCAGGCUUGCCUUGCAGCCACUCUGCCCGCCCUGGAAACGGUCUAG